Molecule: messenger RNA, 2057 nt
Organism: Meriones unguiculatus (Mongolian gerbil)
Lineage: Eukaryota; Metazoa; Chordata; Mammalia; Rodentia; Muridae
Product: granulocyte-macrophage colony-stimulating factor receptor subunit alpha-like
Exons: 14
Coding region: 714-1904 (396 amino acids)
Biological process (GO): cytokine-mediated signaling pathway; immunoglobulin mediated immune response
Cellular component (GO): external side of plasma membrane; membrane
Molecular function (GO): cytokine receptor activity; protein binding
Source: RefSeq, a predicted model, not a curated record
UCACGAGUGGCUUAUGAAUAUUUAAAGUUAACGACCCGCGGGGACCCCCUUAUUUGCAUACUCAUAUCGCAGAGACGCUUUAUAUUUGUGCAAACGAGGCCAAUUAACAUGCAAAUGAGCACCGGCCCCUGGACUAGCGGGAGUGUUUGUAUAUGCAGAUAAUAUCCUAAUGAAGACGGGACUUUGCCCAUUCACACCAAAGCAAAGGUACCGCCACCACCCCCCCCUUCUCCCCUUGGCUCUGACAGUUAUCAUUGGCAGUGAAGAGCGGAAGCUGAGGCAGGAUGAUGACAGUGAUGGCGGCCGCCAUGAGGGGCAGUCCGGUAGACGGAGGGACGGAUCGAGCCACGCUCCAGCCCUGUGUGGGAGGUUUUAGGGAAGUCGCGGCCCCAGGACAAGGAGGCGGAAUCCGUGUGAGUGAUUGAAGAUCAGCGAGAGCUGUCAAUCAAUCACGUGUUGAGGGGGGAUGCACACAUCCAACAGGGCGUGACAUCACUUCCAGCACCGGCUGACAGCUGUCAAUCACGCCUGGCUCCUUCCUCUUCCGGAUUUCCCAACUGCGAGAUGAGGAAGCAGGAGCAACUGACACCCAGACUGAAAGACAAACCCAGCCCCAAGCUUCCCGGGUGACCCCACAACAGCAACCGAGGAAGUGAAUCCAGGUGGCUCCAGCCAUUUUCUGCUCAGGAGGAAUCCCUGCCCCCCCCACUUCGAUGAUGGGCCCACCCCUGCCCUGCCUCAUCCUGCUGCUGUGCUUCACACUCACUUUUCCCGACCACGCCCAUGCCAUGGAGCUUCCUGCCGUGACCCUCUCUGACCCCAACCUCGCUCUGGCCUUGGAUGUGACCUUUGAUCCCAGGACUUGGAGCCUGUACUGGGAAUGCCAGGAAAACAUCACAGUAACAUCAUGCGUUGCCACGGAGCCCCUUCUGUCGGAGGGGAAACCAAGGCACAGGCGGAUCCGAGCAAGGAAUUGUGUCUGCCAGUUCCAGCCGAUGGUCCUGCACCGUGGGCUCACGCUAGAGGUCAAUGGGACUAUCAAUAACCAGCCAGCAUACCGAAAACUGAACUAUGUCAAUACUGGCCUGGAGGGCUCAGCCGCAGAGAAUGUGACAUGCAUCAUCCGCGAUGCGAGCAUCAUGACUUGCAACUGGAGGGUGGGACCCACAGCGCCUGAUGACGUGCGUUACUUCCUGUACUUUCGUGAUGCUUCCAGCAGGGGGGGCGUAGCGGCAAGAGAGUGCCCCACCUACCUGGGCACUGACGCACACCAUGGCUGCCGUGUGGACGAUCUGUCACUGCUGCCGCAUCGCAUCUACAUCAUUGUGACAGGGGUCAGCCAGGAAGCCGAAGUGCGGUUCCACGAUGUUAUCUUGAACAGCAAACUCAUCGAGCAACUCAGCCCCCCGAGUGACGUCACAGUGACUUGCAACGCAUCCCACUGUGAAGUCACAUGGUCACGGCCAAGGACCUGGGCCCGCCUCUCCUUCCGGGACUUUCAUUACGAGGUGGACGUGCAGAGACAGGAUGUUGAACCUGGAAGCUGGAACCCUAUGGUCCGAAUUUCCAGUGAGGAGCAAAACCACUUCAUCUUCCUGAGCCCCGAGCCCAGGCCAGGUCAUGUGCUGCGCCUCCGGGCUGGCGAUGUGCGCAGCGAGCGCUGGAGUGACUGGAGCCCCCCCCUCACUUUUGGCUGCCAAGAGAGUAGAAUUCCCACAAUGAACCUGUACUUGCUGCUGGCAGCCGGGACCCUGCUGUGUACUCUGGGGCUCGGGCUCCUCAGCAAAAGGUUUGUUAGGACCUGUGAGCUGUUACCCCGGAUCCCGGAGAUCAGGGACAAAGUGACAGACAACGAUCAAGUCAACUCUGAGAUUCUCAGGAAGGACAUCUUGCUGGUCCUGUAGGAAGCUGAACUUAUGACAUUACCACAUUGACGUCACAGUCACAUGAAGUUCCACUAUCCCCUACGCACAUAGCAACUGGAAGUUCCCGCUUUGCCCUCCCUUGACUUCCAGUUCAUUUUUAACAAUGUGAGGAAUAAACAUAAUUUUUCCCAA